Messenger RNA from Chelonoidis abingdonii (Abingdon island giant tortoise), 1530 nucleotides. RefSeq lists its product as uncharacterized. The record is from RefSeq and is a predicted model, not a curated record. Lineage: Eukaryota; Metazoa; Chordata; Testudines; Testudinidae.
AUGGCGCUAGAGCUCCACCUUGCCUUGGCCCCAGACCCAGGGCUGCUGGCCCAGGGCCGUGCCCGGCUGCGGGAGGCCCAGAUGCUGGCCCAGCACCCGCAGCUGGGGGCCUGCUGGGUGGGGGCCCUGGGCAGGCUGGAUGCAGGCUGCCAGCAGCUGGGAGAGGAGCAGCAGAGCCGCAUCGCCCUGGCCUUCGCCCACUGCCACCUGCAGAGGUCGGGCCGGCCCUUCCCUCGCUGUGAGGCUGGCAGCUCCGUCCGGGUCUGCACCCAGCACAUGGACGCUGUGGCCUUUGGUGUCUACACGGAGUUCUUCACCCACGCCCACAGCAUCUGCUACCUCCUGCGCAGCGAGGCCUGGCAGCAGCGAGCCGAGAGCACCGUGCACAGGUUGGUAGCCAGUUCGGAGGGCGUAGCCGAGCGGCUGGAAGAGACCAACCAGCUGGCGGAUCAGGCAGCGCGGGCGCAAGAGGCCACCCUGCGAUCCCAGGAAGAGAUCCUCCGCCAUGGGGAGCUGCUGAGACAGACACUGCAGGACUCCUCCAGGGGUGUCCAGGAGGCUUUUCAGGACAUGCAGGAGGCGGCCAGCCGGCAACGCCUGGCCUUUGCCGAGAUCGUGAACCAUCUCAGCUUCCUGCACCGCUUCCUGGUGGGGGAGUCCCAAGCCCUGGGCUCCUUCCUCUACCAUCUGCUGACCGGCAGCACCGCCCUCCUGCUGACCUGCAGCCAGCGCACCGCAGGGGCCAGGUUGAUCCUGCUGGGCCUGGUUGGGGGCAACGUCUACCUGGAGCGUGUGGUCAGUGGACUCGUCUUGGAGAACACUGAGGCCGGCUCCGACCCAACGGAGGCCCUUGCCAGCUGGGUGGGGCUAUGCCGCAGGCUGUGUGCCGGCGCCGGGCUGGCCGUCCUGGCCUAUUGCGUCCUCACCUACCGGGACGUGGCCCAGCAGAGCCGGGAGGUGCUGCGGGGGCUGCAGGAGACCUGGGCCCAGAUGCAGCACAUCCUGCAGGAGACAGAGCGCCUGCUGGCCCAGCGGGGUCCAGACCCCAGCCAGGUCAGUGCCAACUUUGCCGACUCAGGCUUCCCGGAGCCCCUCUCCCAGCUGGAACAAGGAGCCCCCUCGGCAGACGAGCUCAACACCAGCAGCCCCAGGAGCCUGAGCCGCUCCCCAGCCCGCCAGAGCGCCCGGCCGCAGAGACGCCCCGGCCGACAGGACUCGGAGACACACAACAUUCCUGUGCCGCUGGACGGGCUCUGCUGCUAUGAUCUCCGACGCCGGCCGUCCCUGCAAGGCCUCUCCCAGACACCAGCUGCGAUGAAGGGGCCCCUGAGCCGCACCCGAAGGGGAAGAGCUCAGUCGCCUGCGGCAGGUGCCAUUCUGCCGAGUCCCACCUGGGAUCGGAUUCCUACUGUGUGAAUGUGACCCUGAGCUGGGACGCCUGGCUUCUCUGUCUGACUCUGGGAGGGCAGUGGGGGGCUAGUGGUUAGAGCGGGGGGGACUGGGAGCCAGGACUGCUGGGUUCUCUCCCCA